UGUCAUCAAUAUUUUAGUUACUCACGACGGAAUUGUUCUUCAUACCAUUUCAUCUCGGUGUAAUUAAUAUUUCUUUGUUUUUUAGUUCUAUUUUGAAAAAUGGCUGAUAUCGAAGAUACUCACUUUGACACUGGAGACUCUGGUGCUUCUACAACGUACCCUAUGCAAUGUUCGGCUUUACGAAAGAAUGGUUUUGUCAUGUUGAAAGCUCGUCCAUGCAAAAUUGUGGAUAUGUCUACAUCAAAGACUGGUAAGCAUGGACAUGCCAAGGUUCAUUUAGUUGGCCUAGAUAUUUUUUCUGGUAAGAAGUAUGAAGAUAUAUGCCCGUCCACCCACAAUAUGGAUGUUCCAUUUGUAAAACGUGAAGAUUAUCAGUUGACUGACAUAUCUGAUGAUGGCUAUUUGUGUUUGAUGUCUGACAAUGGUGAUUUGCGUGAAGACUUGAAGAUUCCUGAAGGUGAUAUUGGUGUACAAUUGAAAAAUGAAUAUGACAAUGGAAAAGAGCUUUUGUGUACUGUUUUGAAAUCCUGUGGUGAAGAAUGUGUAAUUGCCAUUAAAACAAACACUGCUUUGGAUAAAUAAUGCUUGCAGAUGACUAAUAUGUCGGAUGAGCAGAACAUUUCUUUUAAUAUUUUUUUUUUUUCUUAGUGGCUAAACAAUUUUCAAAUUCUUUUUUUUAAUACUUAAACCCUAUAAGAACAUUCAUUACUUGUAAACUGUUACUAAUUAUGUAAUUAAACAAUCUCAUCAGUUUUUAAAUUUUAACCCAUAAUUGGAGAGAAAAAAAUUAUGGUAUUUAUAUUUAGGAAAAAUAAUUAUUAUUUUUACUUUUUAAAAGUUGUUAAAGUAUGAACAAUGGGUUGAAUCAGAUUUUGAAAUAUAAAUAGCUAAGUCACUAAUGUUAAA
Messenger RNA from Sipha flava (yellow sugarcane aphid), 906 nucleotides. RefSeq names its product eukaryotic translation initiation factor 5A (gene eEF5). The record is from RefSeq and is a predicted model, not a curated record. NCBI's taxonomy places the organism in Eukaryota, Metazoa, Arthropoda, Insecta, Hemiptera, Aphididae. Gene Ontology annotation, biological process: positive regulation of translational termination; positive regulation of translational elongation. The transcript is spliced from 4 exons. Gene Ontology annotation, molecular function: ribosome binding; RNA binding; translation elongation factor activity. Bases 100 to 582 code for a protein of 160 amino acids.